This is a messenger RNA of Zootoca vivipara (common lizard), 4955 nucleotides long. Lineage: Eukaryota; Metazoa; Chordata; Lepidosauria; Squamata; Lacertidae. The record is from RefSeq and is a predicted model, not a curated record.
UAAAAAGUUUUGCACUUCUUAAUCUCCUUGACAUCUAAAGAGAGGCUGUUACCGCUGAGAAGGCCUCUGCCUGGUUCCCUGUAACUUCGUUUCUAGCAUUGAGGGAUCCAGCAUACCUUCAGAGGAGGACCUCUGUGUCUGGGCUAAUUGAUGAGGGGUAGAGAUGCUCCUUCAGGUAUACUGGUCCCAGGCCAUUUUUGGUUUUAAAGGUCAGCACCAACACUUUGAAUUGUGCGUGGAAAUGUACUGGGAGUCAGUAAAGAUCCUUUAGGACCAGUGUUAUAUGGUUAUCUAUGUUAUACAUUUUUAUUCUAUGCAAUCCAAUAUCUGAUGAUGAUAUUUCCAAAACCACUGAGAUUGUUUUAGGAUACUUAGUUGAGAAUUUUAAAGUCAAAUUUAAAACUUCUUAAUCUUUCUUAAUAGUGGCUCCGAGUCUUUUAUAUGUUUUAUGUGUUUAAUAUGUCUGGAUUAUUAAUUUUUAUGGAUUUAAUUGUCUAAAUUAUGCUGAUAAAGGCUGAAUGAAUGAGUAGUAUUAGUCUGUUUUUUUGGUUAAGUUUUAUUUGCUGUUAUAAUCUGAAUUAAUGUUAUAAUAUGAAUUAAUGAUUGCCUAGCCUGCACCAUAUUUCAUGUAACCAAAACUGAAAGACCAGGCUGCUUCUGUCUGUACUCUUAAGUGAACACUGUCAUGCAAAGAAUGAUGGAUUCUGUGUUUCCACUUGAUAAAUCUUUGUUUUAUUGUACAGGUACUGAAGUUGGGUAUCAAAGACCUUGGCCAGUGAUAUAGAUUAGUUAAGGUUGGACUACAAUAAUUAUUUCCCUGAUGGCCACCUCUACAGAUUUGAAUUGGGAAGAAAACUUGAUCGCACACUGGAUGUCUAAUGCUCCCCGGGCUGGAGUUAUAUUAAAUCCUGCUUUCCAUAGUUUGAAAACCACUAGAGCACUCAGUAUUGACAAUACCUCACCAGGUAUUUCAAGUAAUUCACUACACAGUUCAAGCAGCAUUUCUCUAAGUGAAAACUCUCUACAGAUAGAGCAAGCCGUGGCAUUGAGCAGUCCUUGUGGGGACAAGUUGGACAUACCCAAAACACUUUCUCCAAUUUCAUUAGCUAAGGAGGAGCAAAUGCUGAUUGUUAAAGAUACUCCAGGUCAGUGGGUAGCCCUGCAAAGUGAUACUGAAUGUGAUCAGCUGGAUGGUCUGGAUGAAGAAUGUUGCACUGAUCUACUUCUUCAAAAGCUUGAGCAGCUCAAAGGACUGCAACAGCACAAACAGGAACAGCUAAAAAGGCAACAAAUGGAGCAAAUUCAAAGGCUAAUGGAAGAACAACAGAAACUACUUUCAAUGGUCUCUGAGCAGCAAGCACAUACUGGCUUUCGUGUAAUGGAAGAUGGCUUGAGUCAAAGAUCUGAUCACUCACCUCCUGUGCCAUCUCUUCCACCACAUCGCAAUGGAGACGGUGUUUAUUGGAACAGUGGGCCUUGCAUUCCUUCUCCUGUUGAAGAAAAGGAUUCUUUUAAAAAAUCCAAGAAUGGCCAAAUAUUGAAGGGAACCAUCUCUGCAGAUCCUUUUUGCGAGAGAGAGACUUUAGAUUUGUCUUUCAAAAUGAAGAAUGAAUUGAAGGUUGAAGACCAGAAUGGCAUUUCAGGAGAAAAUAGUGAGAUUAUGGAGCAAAAUCUACUUGGACAUGCAGAUGGUGACAUUGGUUGUAAAAGCACAGGGAAUGCAGAGACCCCUGAAAGCCAGACUGGAGGGAAGUGCUUGGAAAUACUCAAUGCUGAGGAAAGACCUGUUCCUGCUAGUAUUCAAGAAAGAAAACAGUCAUUUGAAGAGUUCCUAGAAGAACAGAUACGACUAGAAGAACAACGGCUGAGCCAAAAAGGAAAUAAAAAGGAUUCUGAAAGAUCAACAUUCCAGACACCAGUUGCAAAACGACCCUUUCUAAAACGAGGUGAAGGUUUAAGUAGGUUUGCUGGUCCAAAAUCCAAAGCAGCUAAUCAGAAAGAAAGCAAAGUAACUCCUCACCUUAAUGCACCAGAAGUAAAAAACCCAGUUAAAGCAGACAAGCCACAGCUUCACCGGAAAACGGCCACUUCAAAUAAAGAACAAACUUCUGACAAUUUUGUGUCUAAAAAUGGUAAUCAGAAUGGUAAGACGAAGAAAGCUCCAGCUCUUCCUGCUCGAAAAACAGCAGUGCUCAGAACUUGUGCUGGGAAAGCUAUCCCUUCAUCUACAAGACGAAAUCCUAGUGAAAGGAAAUCUGGACAACAGAGAGAGUUUGCCAGGUCAGAAAUAAAUGGUGAAAGAGAAAAGAAUAAAGAUAAUAUAAUGGCACUUGCAAAGCUGGAUGAAAUUGGCUGCGAGUUACCCAAAGAAAAGUAUGCGCACCCAGCACAAGUGACCAAAGACCUUACGAAUUCCUCUGAAAAAGACCUUGACCUCUCUUUUGAACUUUCUUUCCAGAAGAAAUUGGAAAACUGGGAUACUGAAAAGGAAAAAGAGGAAAUUGAAUUGGAUGAAUUUUUGUUUCUAGAGCAGGCUGCUGAUGAAAUCUCCUUUGCCAGCAAUUCCUCACUUAUUGUAAGGAUCUUGGAUCAAGGCCAGCAGAUUUCUACAGGGCGCAGACUGUCUUCUACUCCCAUUAAAUCAAGGCAGCAACAACGGCAGAUAAAUGUGCAGGACGCUACAGCUGUAGAGAACAGAAAUGGAGACAAAUGUGUUUCCCGACCAGCAAACAAUGAAAAGGACAGAGGGAUGAUCACUGAAUCCCAGGCAUCUGAAAUGCUGAAGGAUCAUCAAAAUAAAAUUGACAGUAAAAUGCUUCAGGCUUUCCCUACUGAGUUUCAAGGUUCUGGAGACACUGAGUGGGACGAAGAUAAAUCUGGUGAAAGUAGUGAUGUGAGUUUGGGGUCUGAGGACGAAUUUGAGACUACCGUAAAGCCUGCUGAGAGAGGUAAAAAGUUUGAUUUGAGUCAUAGAGGUGACAGUCCUGAAUUUUCAGAGUACAAAGAAGGCACAAAUAGAGAUGCCAGCCUUGGCUUACUAGAAAAAAAUGUUGGUAGUAUCCAGUGCAGCAAGAUAAACAAGAAUACUGAAUCUCAAAGUGUGUGUUGUGCAAAUAGAAAUCAAGUUGAUUUUGAUGAUGAAACAUCGUGGACAGACUUUGACGAGAAUGGGAGUCAGUGUACCCAAGUACCAAAUGAUGACUUGGUUAUUAAAGGACCAUUGUCCCCUGGCUGUUCAUCUAAGAGUGAGGCAUUUUUCCCCGAUAAAAGGAUAAAGAGGAAGAUUGCAGUAGCAAAGAAAGCGGAUGUUCAGCCCAGGCAAAGUGUGGCAGACAGUGAGGUAAUUGCACCUCCCACAACAGAUCUGAUGCUGAAGCUCUUUCCUUCUCUGAGGCCCAAACAGAAGGUAGAGGCACAGCAAAGACAUGAUGCCAAACCCAAUGUGUCUCAGGAAGAAUCAGGAGGAGACGCGGCUCGUUCCCAGCUAUUGAGAGAGAAACUUGUUGAAUUGGAAGUUGAAAUUGAACGGUUUAGGGAAGAAAAUGAAUCCCUCACAAAACUUCGAGAAGAGCGUGAGAAUGCUUUGGAAAAGUUCAGGAAAGAAGUUGCUGACUUUGAACAACAGAAAACCAAAGAGCUUACUCGAAUUGAAGAAUUUAAAAAAGAAGAAACAAGAAAGCUGCAAAAAGAACGUAAAGUUUUUGAGAAGUAUGCACAGGCAGCUAGAGCUAUUCCAGAUAAAAGGGAACGGGAUGAAAUUCAGGCUUUGAAGCAGCAAAUGGCAACCUUGCAGGAAGAUUUAAAAAGAAGAGAGACAAAAUGGUCAACAACCCACAUUCGUCUUAGAGACCAGAUAGAGGCCUUAACCAGGGAGAAUGUGCAACUACGGGAAGAGAUCAAAAUUAUGGAACGAUUUCGUUUGGAUGCUUGGAAGAGAAAAGAAGCGUCUAUAAACAAGAAGAAAACUGGCUGUGAUAAGAAAGCAGAGUCAGCACAUUCUCCAGCUGUAUUGCAAAAAACCCAGACUCUGCCUUCAAUUCCUCAAGCAGAAAAGAGCAGCAAGAUGAAUGGCAAAAGUGAUCUGUCGUCAGAAGGAAGACCCUGUGCAAAAUUUAAACUAGCAGCUGCACCUGAAGAGAGUUGCUUGAACAAUGUGGCAAUGACUUUUGAAGAUUCCUCCAAGGCAUUUAUGGCUAAUUUACCUGGUAAUGGAACUGUUGAAUUAUCACCAUCACUAAGUCCUGAUUCAUCAGACAGUGAAGAAAUAGAGAGUGAAGCCAAUCAUCCUGAUGGAAAGGUUGAAAAGAUUUUUAAAAAUGGAUCCCACCUGAUUUUUUUCCCUAAUGGCACACGGAAAGAAGUGAGCUGUGAUGGGAAGACUACAACUGUAACAUUCUUUAAUGGGGAUGUAAAGCAAGUUCUGGAAGAUCGGAGAGUGAUAUACUAUUAUGCAGAUGCCAAGACUACGCACACCACCUACCCCACAGGCUUAGAGGUCCUACAUUUCUCAAAUGGACAAAUAGAAAAGCAUUUUCCAGAUGGAAGGAAAGAGAUUGUAUUCCCUGAUCAAACCAUUAAGAACGUGUACACGGAUGGGCGAGAAGUGACCAUUUUCCCUGAUGGCACCAUUGUCCGUACGCAACAGGAUGGAAGUAAGGUUAUCGAGUUCAGUAAUGGCCAGCAGGAAGUGCAUACAGCCCAUUUCAAGAGACGGGAGUAUCCAGACGGUACCGUUAAGACAAUGUAUGCUGAUGGGCGCCAAGAAACGCAGUAUGCUUCAGGUCGAGUUAGAGUUAAAGAUAAGGAUGGUGAGAUUAUUAUGGACACCAUCCUCUAAAUGUUCAGGUCUUAAUUAUUAUCCAUGUUUUCUCUUCUCAAAAAUGUUUGUAAAGGUUGUAUAUAGAUAGUAAAAAGUUUUGCCAAUAAACUUGUUUUUAAAGAUUACACAUUUCAAA